Caretta caretta (loggerhead turtle) is the source of this 2329-nucleotide messenger RNA. It is a transcript of the gene DNAJB14, whose product is annotated as DnaJ heat shock protein family (Hsp40) member B14. Gene Ontology annotation, cellular component: endoplasmic reticulum membrane. NCBI's taxonomy places the organism in Eukaryota, Metazoa, Chordata, Testudines, Cheloniidae. The record is from RefSeq and is a predicted model, not a curated record. Gene Ontology annotation, molecular function: Hsp70 protein binding. Gene Ontology annotation, biological process: cellular response to misfolded protein.
CACGCUCCGCCAGCCCCAGCCCCAGCCCCGGGCUGCGUCUGGCGGCGCAGUGCGCACGCGCGCCCACAGCGCCCGCUCACCGCCGUCGCGCAGUUUGGCCCGGAAGCAGCCGGCGGCUCGGCCGGUCGGAGCCGCGCGCGGGUGUUGCCGUAGCGGCGGGGAGGAUGCGGCGCGCCGGGAUGGCUCGUGCGGAGUGAGGAAGAGCCCGACCCCCUUCCCCUCCCCCCCAGCUCGGCUCCGCUCUGGCUUCAGGCCCCUUCUCUCUGCGCUGCGCCGGGCGGAGGCGGCGCAAGGAGAAGCCCAUGGAGGGGAACCGGGACGAGGCCGAGAAAUGCAUCGAGAUCGCCCGGGAGGCGCUGGAGGCCGCCAACCGCGAGCGGGCGCUGCGCUUCCUCCACAAGGCCCAGAAGCUCUACCCGACCGAGACCGCCCGAGUUUUGUUGGAAGCAAUUAUGAAGAAUGGAAGUGCUGCUGGGAGUGGUCCAUACUGCCAAAAGCCAGCAAAUGGCAAUGAUCAAAGUAAACCCAGUAGUACAAAGGACAGCAAUGCGUCUGCUGCAGGUGAAAGUGGGAAAGGCUACACCAAAGAUCAAGUGGAAGGAGUACUCAGUCCUGUCAAGUGUGAGUAUGCAACUGUCUCUGGCAGCCCCAGAAGAGGAGUCUAAGAAACACAGAAAUGUUAUAUUUUACAUCUUUUUUUUUUAAUAAAGCAAUUUAAAAUGCAUAAGGUGUUCCAGGUCUUAUAUUCUUAAAAAAUAAUAUAAAAACCUUAGCACAAAUAAAUUGCUCAAUACCUAAAAUUUCCUACUAUGAUUAGAAAUGUUGCUGUGGUUGAGAUACAUUCUUGUGAAGAAUUAGUUGAAGUAUUGCAUCUCUUGUCGUGUCUUGUGUUCUUUUAUUCGUACAAGAGGAAGGCUUGGAGGAAGAGUCCUUAAUCUGAAUUGGAACCGUGCCAGUCUGUGAGAAGGAUGAGAUAAUAGCAACAAGAAUUUUACCAGACCAGAUUAAAAUUUACUGUAAUUGCAGUUUACUUGAAUUUAGAAAGUAAGCCAAAAAAUUGCCUGAACACAUUUCCAUUGAUCCAAAACUAUACAGCAAAGACUACAAGUCAUGUGGCCCUAUUGAAGUCCAGUCCAAUCUUUCUUCAUCUGCUUCUGCAAACUCAGUGAAAAGAGAGACCAUUUUGCAGUCUUAGUGCAGAUGAUGAACAAGAACAUAGAUAAAAGGGUUUAAACAGAUAAUGUUACAAAUUAUUGUCACUGCUUAGGUCAGAAAACGAACUGAAAAUGGAAGUAGGAGUGUUCAUCGUGGAUUAAAACAAAAAAACAAGCAAAGAAAUUGGAACAUUUAUUUAAUUAAGUUGUUAGAAAUGUGAAGUUUUCAGCAAUCAUGUUGACUUCUAAACCAGUGGCUCUCAACCUUUCCAGACUGCUGGACUCCUUCAGGAGUCUGAUUUGUCUUGCAUGCCACCAAGUUAUACCUCAUUUAAAAACUACUUACUUUUAUGUCUUAUUUUGUAAGCAACAAAAUUUGUUACUGAAAAAUUGCUUACUUUUUAUUUUUACCAUAAAUUAUAAAAUAAAUCAACUGGAAUAUAAAUAUUGUACUUACAUUUCAGUGUAUAGUAUAUAGAACAUAGUAUAUAGUAUAUAAACAGUCAUCUGUAUGAAAUUUUAGGUUGUAGACUGACUUUGCUAAUGCUUUUUAUGUAACGUGUUGUAAAACUAGGCAAAUAUCUAAAUGAGUUGAUGUUCCCCCUGGAAGACCACUGUAUACCCUCAGGGGUAUGCAUACCCCUGAUUGAGAACCACCGUUCUGAACAGUGCAAGUUAGAAGCUGCAAUAUUUGCUUUUCGAGAGAAAAGUGACAGAGGAAAACCCUGCUAGACUUUAUGAAAAAGUUCCUGCAGCAGUUAUAAAUUGGACAGGCAUCAAAGUCCACCUGAUUUAAAACUGUCCUGUGGGGGAGUGUCAGCUGUGAUAUCCUCAAACUCCAUCAAAGAACUCCAUGAAAUCUCUCAGAAAAACAAUCCCACCCUUCACCUCACCACCCUUUCUCUCUUGGCGUGACAGCCAGACUUCUGAGGAACAUGAAUUGUACAUUUGUUAGUUUUUUGCUGAUGUGAAGUGUUGUUUAGAUACUAUUAACCUUAACGAGAAAGACUAAGUUACUUACAGUUAACUUGUGAAACAAUUGACGUGUUAGUACAGACCUCUUUGGUUUGGGACAAGUGUUUUGCCGUUGGCAAUGUACAGUUUUUCAUUUCUCUGUCUGUUUACGUCAUACACAAUUGGUGUGAAUUGAAGCUAAAUGUUUUUAAACAACUAAA